This is a messenger RNA of Mytilus trossulus (common blue mussel), 2811 nucleotides long. RefSeq names its product alpha-(1,3)-fucosyltransferase fut-5-like. Bases 306 to 1598 code for a protein of 430 amino acids. Gene Ontology annotation, molecular function: fucosyltransferase activity. The transcript is spliced from 3 exons. The record is from RefSeq and is a predicted model, not a curated record. NCBI's taxonomy places the organism in Eukaryota, Metazoa, Mollusca, Bivalvia, Mytilida, Mytilidae. Gene Ontology annotation, cellular component: membrane.
UAUACACAUCGUUCCAUACACUUUGAUAUUACACUCAACAGGGAAAUAAGUCUAUAGUUUUUAACGUCAUUCUGUUUACUGUUUUUAUAAACUGGGGUAACAUUUGCUCUUUUCCAUUGAUCUGGAAAAGUAUACGUACUUAACGAUAAGUUAAAUAAUUUACAUAGUGGAUAUUUUAAAACAGAAGAUGCUUCUUUUAACAAUUUGGGACUUAUGAGGUCUGGGCCAGAAGCUUUUGUAGGAUUAACAAUUUUCAAUAUAUCUUCAACUUCAGUAACAACGACCAGUACGCGAUAUAUCAGUACAUGCCAAUGCGCUUUACACCAAGACGUCUAGAAGAUAAAUACCAGCAGUUACUACGUUUAUCACACAAGGAAGAUAGCGUAACGAUAAACACAAGCAGUUUCUUCAGUUUUCAAAUGAAAUAUCAGAGACCAAGACUUACACUAUACUUUGCUGUAUCGUCGAUAAUUUGUCUAACAAUUGUGUUUGCUUUUUUGGAUUUCAAAUUUACUUUGAUUCCACAGAUGGCGUACAAUUCAGGACCUGUUGAAGAGAACGAUUAUGUUCAGAAAUUUGAACACAUAUUUAACGAUACAACAAGAAUAACAAAGAAAAUACUAGUAUGGACACCAUUUUUCAGAACUGUAAAACAAUGGGCCAAAGGAAUAAAUAAUGAUUUGAAAAAGUGUGAUUACGCUUGUACAGCAACCCAUAAUCGAGGAAAUCUUCCUCUGAGUGACGCCAUUAUAUUUCAUGACGCUGAUAUAAACAUUAAUGAUAUGCCAGGCAUAAGAAUUCGUCGGCAGCCAUGGAUUCUAUAUACUCUUGAACCUACCGCCUUAAUAAAAAAAAAUUACAAUUGGAUGAACGGGAUGUUCAAUUGGACUAUUUCCUACCGGAACUAUUCUACUAUUCUUGGCGCCUAUGGAGGUUAUGUGCUUAAAAACAUGAAUACACCAACGCCACAGCCUGUGUCUUUAAAUAACAAAAACAAAACCAUGUAUGCAUCUAUAAGUAAUUGUCAUGAUGCUGGGAGACGAUUUAAAUUGAUAAAAGAGAUUAUGAAAUACAUUGAUGUGGAAUUGUUCGGUCGCUGCGGUGACCGGAAGUGUACUAAUUUUCGUGGUCCAUGCCAUCCAAAAGAAAUAUUGAAUUUAUAUAAAUUUAGACUAGCUUUUGAAAACUCUCAUUGUCGGCAUUACGUGACAGAGAAAUACUGGUCUACUUUGGCGGAGAGUGAUACUAUUCCAAUUGUUAACUGGAUUAAAGGGCAAAUAAACCCAACUGUUAUACCAAAUUCGUAUAUCAAUUUCUUUGAAUUCAAAAACAUAAGUGAUUUUGUUAAAUAUAUAGAGAAAGUUGGUACUAAUGAGACUCUUUUUAAUCAGUAUUUUGAAUGGAAGAAAAUGUAUGAACUUGGGAAAUCUGACUCUGAUUAUUGCAAGUUAUGUGAAAAACUGCACAAACCAUACCAAUCGCAGGUAUAUACGGACAUCGGAGGGUGGUUCAAAGAAGAUACAUGUACUAAAUACAGCCUGAUUGGAAUGGCUGGAAGAUGGUUAGACAGAAGAAUUUUUAACAUUUUCAAUGAAUGAUCUUUAAUCUAUAUUGGGUGGUAUCAAAAGCUAGGACGUGAACCUUACACAUACAUAAGACCAUAUACUAUUGGAUACUUUUGAAAUAUUAUCAACCUGAGCAUGCAAGUUUAUAUUGUCAAUUAUUAAGCUAAUUAACAUGUUUUAUUUAUAAGAAAACAAAAAACUGAAAGCUUUGUUUGAGGAGGUCAAACGCAUUAUUAGUUUCGGGACGCAGAACAUUAUGGCGGGAAAUUAAAAGUUGAAUUACUUCGGUUAAUAUUAGUUUGACAGCUUAUACAGUAAAUACUACACCGUUAAGCUUAUUCAUAACUAAAUGUGUUUAUACGCAUUGGGCUGGAUGUUGUUUAAAAUCCAAGGACAAAAACGUGGUCCAUUGUUGAAUCGACCAAGUAAUGAUUUCAUGGCUAGGGUUAGGGUUAUAGUAUCCAACUUGAUUCCGUGAACUAGUCAAAUGUCAAUUGUAACAGUACCUGUUGGACAAUAAAUAUGAGGGUUUGUAUGGGAUUUACAGAAGAGUUAAUAACAGGUAAAAUGAACGCGAAAAUGAUGGAUAGACACAAUAGUGAAAGUCCAUGAAAUAAUAUGCCACAGAAGGACAAUUAUUUUUAAAUGUAAAACCUGUGUGAACACAGAUCAGUGUGGAUAAUAUAUUUUGGAUGUUCGACCGUGUUUUCUGACAUAGAGAGUUAUCUGGUGUUUCCCAAGACGUUUCUAUAUUAAACUGUGGUGCGCAGUGACAACCAACCUCAACCAAACACUAAAAAUAGCUGUGUCUGUUAUCUAAUAUUUAGUUUAAUCAUAGAUUUUGUUUAGAUAAAAAUUGUUAUUGAUAUCAAAUGUACAUAUUGGCCAACGUUCUAUGACUGCUUCGUGUAUAUAAUAUGUAAAUUUCUGUAAUUAAAUUUUGUGAUUCCAAAAUUCCAUUCUAGAAUUUCCUUUCGACAUUUGAUAUAACUUCUUUUUGAAUGCAUUGACAUUUUUAACAAUGAUCCUUUAAGGGAAGACAGCUAGAUGAGUGGGCUCUACCACUACAGAGAUUUAUAUAAAGAAACAGAAGAUUGCAAAUAUUGACAAAUGAUUCCGAUUAAAUAAGUUCCACAAUUUUUAUUUUGGAUGGCAGGAAAAACUCAAAAUGGGAAGACUGAUAUCAUAUAAGGUGCAUUUCUGAAAAAUGUUAUUUUGAUAUGCAAGAUUGUAUCCGAGAAUCUGC